This is a messenger RNA of Harpegnathos saltator (Jerdon's jumping ant), 7244 nucleotides long. It is a transcript of the gene Pgant9, whose product is annotated as polypeptide N-acetylgalactosaminyltransferase 9. Gene Ontology annotation, cellular component: Golgi apparatus. Gene Ontology annotation, molecular function: polypeptide N-acetylgalactosaminyltransferase activity. Lineage: Eukaryota; Metazoa; Arthropoda; Insecta; Hymenoptera; Formicidae. The record is from RefSeq and is a predicted model, not a curated record. The transcript has 12 exons. Bases 1472 to 3286 code for a protein of 604 amino acids. Gene Ontology annotation, biological process: protein O-linked glycosylation.
CUCUAUCGGCACUGCUCGCCGCGCCGUGCCGCGCCGCGUCGCGCCGCGCCGCUUUCAGUCGUCGUCUGGUCGUCGCCAGGUUCCCCGCGAUUCUUCCUCGUCUCGCUCUUGAACUUUUCCUUGCGGACCGCUCACGACCGCGCGAUAAUACAUUCCCUCUACCUCUCUCGUCCGUGACCACAGUCUUGUCGUUGACGCGAUCAAUGAUCCAUCGGCUCUGCGAUAUCGUGAUUACGACGAUAUCACUCGCCGGCGACUCACUCGUGCUCGUUUGGUGCAGCUUCAAACGUAACGGGAGAUCCGUAGACGCGGCAACUCGAGGCGAGAAAGUGCCAGCGUGGUGCGUUUCAUAUUGGUGAAGUGAUUCCGACUGCAUUCCGCAUCUUGUAAUCCGGCGUUUGCGGUGCGUGUGGUACGUGUGGUUUGAAAGCGAAGGAGAGAUGAUCUUUUGCGCUUAAAUGCGAGGCGCAGGUGUGUCAUCAAGAAACGGUCAGAGAGCCAGUCGACACAGUGCGGAGAUGCGUAUUUGUCCUUCGUACGUGACCGCGAGGUGACGAGGAGAGAUGCGGUGACGUCCAGAAGUCGCUCGACCCAGAAACAUACAUAUCGUCGACACAUAUAUACACGUAUAUUUAUGAGGAUCGUUGAAAGGAUACUUGAAAAAAGCAUAUCCCAGUCCCAAUCCGUGAUAAUUACUCAGCUCCGCCCGCGCGCGCGGAGAAUAAAUGAAACGUGACAUAUCGAUUGCCAAACGUAUCGCUGCAUCAUUAAGACUCGGACGUCUGAAACGAACGCACGCCACGUACAUCGCGGAUCGCUGCGAAAUUACUCACGCGCAAUUAAAUCGCGGCUCAUCCUUUUCACUCGGCGCGCUCGCGUGUGUGUACGUGUGAUUCAUCUAAUUACUUAUUUAUAUAUCCGUCUCUCUCUCUCUCUCUCUCUCUCUCUCGAUCACGGUAUCAACUUUCAAUUACGCUAACGAGAUACACGGUGACGUACGACAGCGCGCGGUCACGAGGAGUCGUCCGGUGCGCGCAUCAAUGACCCGCCUCUCCCUCGAUCGUGACAAAAGCCCGCGAGCCCGAGUGAUCCUCUCGGACGUGAAAUUCGCGAUCGCCCGCUCAAUCGCAAGAGAGCAACGGGAUCUCGCCUCUUAUUAAUUGGCCGUUUAAUUAGCGUCCUCUCGCGAUCGUCCUCUGAGAAAGGAGAGGAGGAGACCAACACGCGAGACCUGGACCCGGACCUCUCCCUCUCUUUCCCUCUCCCUCUCUCUCCCUCUGUCGACGUCACUCGACGGCUCGCGCUGCUGGCAGGACGAGGCGAGCAGGGGCGGGAGGAUGUUGCUGAGGUAACACGACAUUUCGAGGCCGCACGCUAGAGAAGCCACGGUAAUCGCAGCGAGCGCGCGGACGAGGAGGAAGGUGUCGAUCGCAGGUGCACAAAGGCCUAGGAUCGAAGAGCGGCGGAUAGAAUGGGCUUUCCCAGGAGAAGGUCCCUCUGGCUGAAGGUGGCAGUGCUGGCGACCGCCGUGUGGCUGACCGUCUGCUUCCUGCUGUACACGGAGGACCGGGCGGCCGCCGCCGCCGUGCAGGGCUUGGCGCCGUCGGGCGUCGCGAUGCCGCAGGCGGCGAACGGCUUUGUGCCGCCCGCGGCGCCCUUCAGGAAAGAGACACCCGGGGGUGCGGUCAAUAGGGCGAGGAUCAAUCAGGCUGGGCCCGAGCAAGGUGGUGGAGUGCUGGCCGCGCCACGGGAGCCGGACGCCGCCGCGCCGGGCGAGAUGGGCAGACCCGUGAUCCUGCCGACCAACAUGUCCGCGCAGACGAAGAAACUGGUGGACGACGGCUGGCUGAACAACGCGUUCAAUCAGUACGCCAGCGACCUCAUCUCCGUGCACAGGUCCUUGCCGGAUCCACGCGACCAAUGGUGCAAGGAGCCCGGCAGAUACUCGAAGGACCUGCCGCCCACCGCGGUGAUCAUUUGCUUCCACAACGAGGCUUGGUCGGUGCUGCUGCGCACGGUGCACUCGGUGCUGGACAGAUCACCGGAGCACCUCAUACAGGAGAUCAUCUUGGUCGACGACUUCUCCGACAUGCCUCAUCUGAAGCGUCAGUUGGAAGACUACAUGAUGAAUUAUCCGAAGGUGAGAAUUAUCAGGGCGAAUAAGCGGGAGGGCCUUAUCAGGGCGCGGCUGUUGGGCGCAGCGGCUGCCAAGGCUCCGGUGCUCACGUACUUGGACAGCCAUUGCGAGUGCACGGAGGGUUGGCUGGAGCCUCUCCUCGACCGGAUCGCUCGCGAUCCUACGACGGUAGUUUGUCCGGUGAUCGAUGUUAUAGACGACACAACCCUGGAAUACCACUGGCGGGACUCGGGCGGCGUAAAUGUCGGCGGAUUCGAUUGGAAUCUCCAGUUCAAUUGGCACGCCGUGCCGGAGAGGGAGAAGAAACGCCACAAGAACCCGGCCGAGCCUGUUUGGUCGCCGACGAUGGCAGGCGGCCUCUUUUCGAUAGACCGAGUGUUCUUCGAGCGGAUCGGCACGUACGACAGCGGCUUCGACAUUUGGGGCGGCGAGAAUCUCGAGUUGUCGUUCAAGACCUGGAUGUGCGGAGGCACCCUGGAGAUCGUGCCGUGCUCGCACGUGGGCCACAUCUUCAGGAAACGUUCGCCUUACAAGUGGCGCAGCGGCGUGAACGUGCUCAAGAGGAACAGCAUAAGGCUGAGCGAAGUGUGGCUGGACGAGUACGCCAAGUACUACUAUCAGAGGAUAGGUCACGACAAGGGAAACUACGGCGACGUAUCGGAACGAAAGACUCUUAGGAAGAAACUGGGCUGCAAGUCGUUCAAGUGGUACCUGGACAACGUUUACCCGGAACUCUUCAUUCCGGGCGAGGCGGUCGCCUCCGGAGAGGUCCGAAACCUCGGCGAGGGCGGCAACACCUGCCUGGACUCGCCGGCGCGCAAGGCCGAUUUGCACAAGCCGUGCGGACUGUAUCCCUGCCAUCGACAGGGCGGAAAUCAGUACUGGAUGCUCAGCAAGACGGGCGAGAUCCGGCGAGACGAGUCGUGCCUGGACUACAGCGGCAGCGACGUCAUCCUUUAUCCUUGCCACGGUAGCAAAGGGAAUCAACAGUGGAUCUACAAUCCUCAGACUAAUCACAUCAGGCACGGCAGCAGCGACAAGUGUCUUGCGAUCACGGAGAGCAAACAGCAGCUGGUGAUGGAGGAAUGCUCGCCGAACGCGCCGAGGCAGAAGUGGUCCUUCGAGAAUUACGACCCGUCGAAGCUGUGAUACCGCGCCUUCUCGCGCCGUCAUUCGCACAAUCUCGGCCAAGGCUCCGAGCGCGUCGCCGGAAACUCCUGGCUGCCGGGCAAACGCUACUCGAUCGCCAAGACCCGCUUCGGCAGAUAAAUCACCGACGGCGAGGCCGGCGAGGUCACGGGAUCCCGUCGUCGUGUCUCGGCCGCCACCCCCGAGUUGGUCCGCCGUGUCCCGACGAGAUCGCCACGGACGAUCGCGAAUCCAGCUGGUGCAAUUUCUCGACGCUCGGCGUAUCGCGCGCGAGCCCUGCGCGAGCGGAAAUCGAAGGGAAAAGGGCCCGUGUCGCGAGCGCCUCUCCACCGAGAUCAACCGGCGCGGACGGAUAAGGGCGAGACGACGACCCAGCAGACGACGACGACGACGACGACGAAGAGCGGCGGAUCGCGAUGCAACGAAAUUUACUCGCGAGAGGACAAUAUGCUUAGGGAAUUUUUUACUCGAGAGGGACGCAGAGAGCGCGUUUAAGGUUAAAUUAUAUAGAUUAGACAUAUAACUCUCCGAUGAGCGAGGACGCGCGGUGGCUCAGACCGCGAUCGCUUCACUUCUCUACGUCGUAUAGUCCUAAAGAAAAGAAGAGGAGGAGGAGGAGGAGGAAGAAGAGGAAGCUGAGAGUUUUAUCGCGAGCAAGAGACAGAGACAGAUCGAGGACGACGGCCGGAGAGGAUCGUGAGAACGAACGUGACUGUAUCGACCGCAGCGCGCAGACGACGUCUCUCGAUCGUCACUUUCGUUCGCUGGUCGUCGGCGCUUCCGCGAGGAUCGAAGCGCGCGUCGCGAUCCUCGCGAGAAAGAGAGAGCAGCGAAUCGUCGUGUCGCGAUCGUCUGGCCAGACGGCGAGCGGCGCUUCGCUCCUCUGUCCGUCUUCUCGGCUGUCCCGGUCAGCAGCGGCACAUCGGCAGCUACGAUGCUCUCGUGUCCGGCAUUUUCCGCCGGGGCGUCAUCGCGGCGAGUCUGAAAAAUGCGCAGCGCGACGGUCUCGUUGCCGGUCCUUUUAGAAGACAAGUCAAGUGCCAAAUUUUGCAAUAUUCUCAUCCCGAAGUCGCAGCGCGCCGUCGCCGCGAUUAACGUGGCGAGCACGUAGCUGGCGCGCCGCUCGAGAGAACUUGUACUCGCGUGUGCCGAAUGAUUUAAGGAGAUCGUAUUAGGCGAUAUAUCCGCGCGGUCGAGCCCUUCCGUUCGCUUUUUUCUUUCUCUUUCUCUCUUUCUCUCUCUCUCUCUCCCCCUCUGCCAGAAAACGCCACCCAUGGGAGAGAGAAAGAGAGAGAGAGAGAGAGAGAUAGAGAGAGUUGCCGCGAUGUUCGGAGGGAGUGCGACAAGAGUUACGGCUCCCUCGACGCGCCGUUGCGUUAAAAUAACUGCGUUAUUCUCACGCAACGGCCCGCGCAUGUGUCUAAUCGGACUCUAUCGCCGACCCUUCAUCUUCGGGGAAGUCGUCGGCCCCGGAUGAAGUCGGGCCGGCGGGAGACUGCGCGCGCGCCAGCGCCAGCCGGCCGGAGACGAGAACGAUUCCUCCCGACUGGCCACUUCAGCAGCGCGCAAACACGUAUACGAAAUGUCUCGAACGUACGCUGCACGGAGAAGGAGAGAUCUCAGCUCGGCUGACUGAGCGGGGACCAGGUGGAAGCUCGGUGACGAGGAAUGCUGCCGCAACGCCGAGACGCGUGCGUCUGAGCGUUCGGGGGUGCAUUGCACCCCGUGAGAACUUGUCGCGGGGAUCCUUCUGCUCCCGCGAAGCGAGUUUCCGUCUGCUCUUGUCUCUCCCGUGCGAACAUCAUCAUUCCACACGUCGGCUCGGAAGUGCGUCACGCGUCGCGCAGUCGACGAUUCGACCAUUCGCCGCGCGACGAUGGCACUCGUCGCGAUCGCCCGUUGCUCUCCCCUUCUCUCCCCCUUUUUCUCAUCUCUUCUCGCAUCACCUCUUCCGAAGCGAGUCCUCGCGCGAAAACGGCGCGACGACGGCAUGAGGGAGAGAAGGACGAGGACGGCGACUUACGUUUCCAUCGACGCGACAGAGAUUGUAUUUUUUCUGUUGUUAGCUUUUAGUUUUAGAAUAUUCGCGUAAGGUAAUCGCGUAGGGGUGGAGGCAAAUAAAGAGCGACGAGCGGGAGGUGCUGCGACGGGGAGGAGAAGCUGCGAAAGCACAUUCCGAGGAGGCACACAGAGGCGACUCUCGUUCGAUUUCGUUUGUACAUUCGUGUAAGAUACGAUGUCUUGAUGCCAGUUCAGGAUAUAAGUACCGCCUAAGUAGAUGAAAUAAGGACCCGCGCGGACACGCGUGCGCGAGUUGCCGGUCCGCGCGAAUUCGUCGGCGAGACGCUUCGACGCGGCGACCGUCGAUGGCUCGUCAGCACACGUGAGCCCGCCGCGCGAAAUACUCCGCGAACAGAAGAAGAAGAAGAAGAAGAAGAAGAAGAAGAAGAAGAAGAAAAAGAAGAAGAAGAAGAAGAUGAAGAAGAAGAAGAAGAAGAAGAAGGGUACGCUCUUUAGGGGAUUGUGGCUCUUUUCUGGAAACUUUAACUACAUAUCGCGUAUCGGUACCGGAGACCGAGCGGGGGCGUGGGAGUAAAAACGUACACACAGUCUUCGUAUAAGGAUAAGGAACGCGCGAAAAACGAUCCGACGGACACGUUAGUCCUCCAGUCGGCUGCAAAACGCGCACGUUCACGCGAGACGUCCCUCUCCCGGAGGAGGAUCUUGUCCUUGCAACGAACGCGAGCGCGCCACUCCAGACGAUCGUUCCUUCCGCUCCGUUUUCGCGGACUCGUCCAACGCGCCGGAGGCGCGAUCCGUCAACACGAUUUCUCUGCGUGCCAACGAAAUCGCAAGUAUCAGCCGUGCACUCGCGCACACAGACUCUGCGUCUCUCGUGAGAGAGAGCUUCGAAGACGAGGUAUAAAGGACGGUUGUAUCCCGUCGCUCGCAGGUCGUUCUUGUCAAACGACAGCCUCUCUUCGCAGCCUCUCGUGAAGAGCGCUCAGUCUGUGCGCACGAGUCUACGGCGCCAGCCGGACGGUCGUCACUUUCGCGAAGACGUUUGUCCGUGUCAUCGUUCGUUCGUUUUCUUCUUUUUUCCUUUUCUUUUCCCCAUUCCAUACGGAGUUCCAUCUCGCGAUGCAAUUUGAGACAUAUCUUCCCCUUCGCUUGGAGAACACACACACACACAUACACACGCCUUUCCCUUCUUCGUUGAAUUCAAAUGCAGGAGCGACGUUCUCUCGGGCGAGAAGAAUGGCGGCGCAGAGUCGUUUUCCCGUAGAAGAACCCCGCACGGAGACGCAGAACGUAUUUAGAAGCACGCGCGAAUCGACGCGCAACUCGGAAAGACGCGUUCGGGAGUUCCUUGCGAGCAAGGGUAAAGGGAGAAGGACAGAGAGAGGUGUACGAGUGCGUGCUUAAUUAGAUAUGUCUCUAAUUAGCGGUUGUCUAAUCUUAGGGAUAAAGGAAUCUGUGGAGGCCGCGGUUUUGCCGAUCCGCGAGGCAUCGGAGGAGUCGUUGCGUACGCGAGGAAAUGCGAUUAUGGACGGAGAGCGGGAUAAUAAUCCGUUUCGCAAUCCGUCGCAAGCGGAUGCGCGCGCGCGGAUGGUUUUACCGGGACGCGAGAGAGAACAAGUUUAUACAGAUUAUAUAUAUAUUAUAUAUAUAUGACAUUUUCUACAUUUGGUAAGGAAGUUGCAUAUCGUGAGGGAGAGAGGACGAUGGAUAGUAAUAGUUAAAAAAGAAAAUAAAUAAAAAGAAACGAUAAACGUGAGUUAGCGCGACCGCCGCGCCGCGGCCGCCGCGGGACGCGCGCGUUUAAUUAAUGUAAUAUCGAACGUGCCUUAUUUCGUGUAUAUAUGAAUAUUAUUAUCAUAAUUAUCAUUACUAUAUACGAACCUCUAUCAUAACGUGCAAGUAUUUGUGUUGAAUAAAUCGAUGUUGUUUUAUGUUA